Zychaea mexicana is the source of this 1641-nucleotide messenger RNA. RefSeq lists its product as uncharacterized. Gene Ontology annotation, biological process: protein refolding; response to heat. The transcript has 2 exons. Gene Ontology annotation, molecular function: Hsp70 protein binding; ATP binding. Lineage: Eukaryota; Fungi; Mucoromycota; Mucoromycetes; Mucorales; Lichtheimiaceae. Gene Ontology annotation, cellular component: cytoplasm; nucleus; cytosol. The record is from RefSeq and is a predicted model, not a curated record. The coding region runs from base 110 to 1327 and encodes 405 amino acids.
UGCCCUGAACACCGGACUUUAAAGCUCACCCAAAAGUUCUCGCUCCUUCCUUCGUUUUCCUUUCCUUCCCUUUUUCACCAACAAAAAAACUUCAAUCUAUACAUCCACUAUGGUCCGAGAAUCAAAAUACUACGACGUUCUUGGCGUCAGCCCUGAUGCUUCAGAAAGCGAUUUGAAGAAGGCUUACAGAAAGCUUGCCUUAAAGUAUCAUCCUGACAAGAAUCCUGAAGCUGGUGACAAGUUCAAAGAGAUCUCGCAUGCUUACGAAAUAUUGUCUGAUUCCGAAAAGCGACAAAUGUACGAUCAGUUUGGUGAAGAGGGCUUGAAUGGUCAAGGUGGUAUGGGAGGCAUGGAUGCAGAGGAUCUGUUCUCUCAGCUGUUUGGUGGCGGCCUCUUUGGCGGCGGCGGCGGACGCUCCCGUCCCUCUGGCCCCCGUCGUGGCAAGGACAUGAUGCACCACUUGAAGGUUUCUUUGGAAGACCUGUAUGCUGGCAAGACGUCCAAGCUGGCUUUGCAAAAGAGCGUGAUCUGCUCUCGAUGUGAGGGCCGUGGUGGCAAGGAGGGAGCUAUGCAGACGUGCCGAUCAUGUAACGGUAACGGUGUCCGUAUUAUUAUGCGACAGAUGGGCCCUAUGGUUCAACAGAUCCAGCAGCCCUGUACCGACUGCCGUGGUGAGGGUGAGGUCAUCAGCGACAAGGACCGCUGCAAGCAGUGCAUGGGCAAGAAAAUUAUCAGCGAGCGCAAGAUUCUUGAGGUGUUCAUUGACAAGGGCAUGCGCGACGGCCAACGUAUCACGUUCUCUGGCGAAGGCGACCAGGCACCCGGUAUUAUUCCCGGCGAUAUCAUCAUUGCCAUUGACGAGAAGCAACACCCCCGCUUCCAGCGCAAGGGCGACGAUUUGGUGUACGAAGCCAAGAUUGAUCUGUUGACGGCGCUGGCCGGCGGUCAAUUUGCCAUUCCCCACCUCGACGAGCGUGUCUUGCUUGUGUCGGUGCUUCCGGGUGAAGCGAUCAAACCUGACUGCAUCAAGGUGAUUCCCAACGAAGGUAUGCCCACGUACCGCCACCACAACCACGGCCACAUGUUUGUCAAGUUCAGCGUCGAGUUCCCCAAUCCCAACUGGACCGAUCCCGAGACGAUUGGCAAGCUUGACGGCAUUUUACCUCCCCGUGCACAGCUGCCAAGCUUUGGCGACAAGCAGGUCGACGAGGUUGUCAUGGCUGACGCAGACGGCUACCAAACCCAGAGAGCACAGGGCAGCGCCUACGAGGACGAGGAUGACGAGGAUGGCAGAGGUGGCCCCGGCGUUCAGUGUGCUCAGCAAUAAGCUAUUGAAAGCCAUCCCAUAGAGUAUAUUGUCUUUCCCUUCCAUUCCAUCCUCUUUCCCCCUUGAUCUGUCGUCUUUUGGUUGUCUUUCUUUCCAUAUAUCACCGUCACCCUUACAAAAUCUCCACACACUGACACACCAUACAUACACACAAGAGUCAAACCAGCAGCCACCCAGCAACAAAAAUCAGCACAUUACGCUAUACGAUUGAGGGGGGGUGGAGUUUCGGAUAACACAACCUCUUCUUUUUUUUUCCUUGCUUCCUUUAGUUUAUGUAUACAUUUGAACAAAAAAAAAACAAUUUUAUCUAUAAC